Messenger RNA from Laetiporus sulphureus 93-53, 994 nucleotides. RefSeq lists its product as uncharacterized. The transcript has a single exon. Bases 71 to 619 code for a protein of 182 amino acids. Lineage: Eukaryota; Fungi; Basidiomycota; Agaricomycetes; Polyporales; Laetiporaceae. The record is from RefSeq and is a predicted model, not a curated record.
GAUUUGCUCCAGACCUGCAGUCACAGGUUGCGGUCUCCCCCUAAACUGCCCUUAUAUCAGCAUCAUAAAGAUGCACCGCAUCGCUUGCUGCGUUGCGACCACUCGCUCGAGGCUCGCUCCUCCACACUCCUCUUCUCUCGCCCGGCUGACAUACCCCGAAAGCUCUGCACAACGAUGGUGGGUCGCUGUCCGAUUCUUUAUGGAGUCGUGCGAGGGUGUUGAGGCACACGAUUGCCAGACAGGACACGAUGAUCAUCGAGAGGCACACCUCCAUAGUCUGCGAUUGGCGUUGGGCUCCAUAGUCGCUCCGGUGCGUUGCAUGUCUCUUUCUCGCUACUGGUCCUCUGCGUUAGGAGCGUCAAGGACCACAUUAUCAAGAUGUCUAAUAUUUUACACGUUGUAUAGAAACGGCCGCCUUAUGGCCGAUCCUCCUCGACUUCAUCGGGCACCGCUAGCCCAGCGCUACACCACCCGAGUUCAGCCAGUCCCUUCCACACUCCUAACACUACAGGAGCUUCGACUCCACAAACCGCCUCACCGUCGCGAACGGACACUGCAGGCGUGCUCGCCAUCCCUGCGCCCACCACUUCUCCCGAGCCGGAAGUGCCCUCAGCAGUAGCGCAUGGUUGCAAUGCCACCGGUACUAGCACCGGUCGCCGCACGGAUUUCAUUGCAACGCUCCAGUCGAAGAGUGCGUGGGAUGCUUUGAUCCAUGGGUCAUGGGUGUAGACCUUUGAGGGCGUUGGCACCAGUUUGGGCGUGGCGUGGCUCGGACUUAUCUGUAGUAUAUGUGAUAAUUCUCUUUACUAUGUCUAGUCGUAGAUUUCGCAUGCUGUGUGUACAUCGCUUUAACAUUUGUUUUGUACAUGAACGGUCUCCUCUGGAUGUACAUACACGUAGAGUCUCUGUUACGUUUCCUUUUUUUCUCACACUGCGGGAGAAGAUAGGCAUGGCUGAUCCGACUCAAGCGAUGCUCCCCGGUGAGACCAGGCAG